Penicillium macrosclerotiorum is the source of this 330-nucleotide messenger RNA. RefSeq lists its product as uncharacterized. Bases 1 to 330 code for a protein of 109 amino acids. The record is from RefSeq and is a predicted model, not a curated record. NCBI's taxonomy places the organism in Eukaryota, Fungi, Ascomycota, Eurotiomycetes, Eurotiales, Aspergillaceae. The transcript has 2 exons.
AUGUCACAAACUUACCCCAUCGGCACUCGCUCUGAGAGCGAGCGUCUGGUGAAGGAGUGGGGAUUUCGCCACGUCUUUACUUGGUCAGAUGGGAGAGAGAGGGUUAUUAGCAAUGCUUACUACUCUCCUCAUACCCACGGAGGUCUUACAACUCAUUUAAUCCGCCGGGGCUCUCUGACGAUCACCUAUCCAGAAGACAAUGCCAAGCUGCAUAACGGAGAAGUCAAGAAGGAGACUUUUGGUGUCGGAGCACGAAUCGAUGUACCGGCUGGGAAAGUUCAUGAAGUUUGGAUUGGGGAGGAUGGAUGUGAAUAUGUCAUUGGAGAGUAG